Molecule: messenger RNA, 980 nt
Organism: Erythranthe guttata (spotted monkey flower)
Lineage: Eukaryota; Viridiplantae; Streptophyta; Magnoliopsida; Lamiales; Phrymaceae
Product: Chaperone DnaJ-domain superfamily protein
Cellular component (GO): cytoplasm; nucleus
Source: RefSeq, a predicted model, not a curated record
AUAAAAUUUAGCACACGAGGGUUUACAACACAGUCCACAUUUAUUCAAAAAUUAGAAAUCACAUUCUUCCAAUCCAUUUUCUUAAACGAAUUUAUCAAUUUCAUUUAAAACAUUCUUUCAAUCCAUUUUCUAUCGGGUUUCGCGUGGGCUUCUCCUCGUAUUAGCGAGUCUACCUUAUCCAAUUAUUUAUUGUUGUUGUUGUUGUUCCGAGUUUUUACAAAAUCUUCUGCGCAAAAUCUGUUCAAAAAUCAAAAAAAAAAAAAAAAAAAAAAAAAAAAAAAAUUUGUGGCGGUGGAAAAAUGAUGUGGGACGAGUGGUACGAUUUGGAACGGGCUGAAGACGAAGAAGAAUCAAACAAAGAUUCUCCUCCUCCUCCUCAUGUAAACUUCGAUUUCUUCGAUGUUUUAUCCAAACCCAGGGAUUAUUAUAAAAUAUUAGAGGUUGAUUACGAUGCCUCCGAUGAAUCUAUUCGUUCCAAUUAUAUCCGUCUUGCUUUGAAAUGGCAUCCUGAUAAACAGAAGGAUGAAGACGCCGCCACUUCAAAAUUUCAAGAUAUCAAUGAAGCUUAUCAGGUGUUGAGCGAUCCUGCAAAACGGCACGAAUACGACAAGAAAGGGAUGCUUUAUUCGUACGACAGCAACAUAACGGAGUAUCUGGAUCGCUACAAAAGCCUUAUUCUAACAUGCAAUGGUCUUGGCAUGAAAUGUUCGAUAUGGUGAAACUGACCGACCUAGGUAGCCGAUAAUAGAUUUACGCGGUCAUUUUUUGUGGACUGCAAGCCGUAAUAUGUAGCAUCGAAAUUAUGCCAUUUGUAAAGGGGUGGAUGCUAAUUAAGAAGGAUUAUUAUUAUUAAUUUUUUUUUAAUGUUUUGUUGUACAUUGUGAAACAUGUGAUCAUUAAGAUGAUAUGGGGGGAUUUUAAUUAACAUGUGUUGGAGAAAAUAAAUUUUAUUGAGAAAUAAAAUUUAUUUUAAAUAAGUU